CUGGUUCCCGCAGACAACACGCGCGCAGCCAUGGCCCCGAAAUCGCUGGCCGAACAGUUCGCUGAUCUGGAGGAUUUGACUCCGAGGGAUUACGACCCCGAGGAUCUCGAUCGCGGAAACGCUGAUAGCGAGGACGAGCAGGGCGCACAGGCGCAGGGGGAUGAGGAUGCCGGGAGGGAACAUUAUCAGGCUGUUGGAAAAGGAAAACUCCGCAAGUCGGACCCCGUCACACUCGGAAAGCAGUACGCCGGGUCGAAAGUGAGUCGCGAGGCGCUGGAGGCGGACAGCGACGACGAUCCGUUUGCUGUGCGGUCGGGCGAUGAGGAUGAGGAUGAUGAUGAUGAGGAGGAUGAGGAUGAUGAUGAGGAUGAAGAGGAGGAGGAUGACGAGGAGGAUCUGGAACUAGGAAGCGACGAGUCCGGCAGCGAGAAUGACGAAGAGGAGGACGAACCGAAACCCACCAAGAAAUCCAAGGCCAAGAAGCAAGUCGAGGUCGACGGGAUGGACACCGACGAGUCUGAGGAAGAGGACGAGGACGAGGACGAGGACGAGCUGGACAGCGACAUUCCCUCCGACGAAGACGACGACGAGGACCUCGAUGACGACGAAGAGGACGAGGAAGACUCCGACGAGGAAGACUCGGAGAAACCCACCGGCAACACCACGCGCGACGAACUCCGGCGUCUAAUGUCCAACGACCAAAAAACCAUCGCCGCGACAAUCUCAUCCGCGGCCAAAGCGGACGCGACGAAAGGAAAAGCCGUGAAACAGCAGCGCGCGACCUUCGACGCCCUCCUCAACACGCGAAUCAAGCUCCAAAAGGGCCUGACGGCCAUCAACCAGCUCUCGCUGCACUCCGCCGACGCAGAAACCCUCUCCGGCGAGUCUGAAUCCGUCGCGAUCAAGUCGGCCGAAUCCGCCGCCCUGGCGCUGUGGACGACCCUGGAGGAUCUGCGGGUUGCGCUGGCGGAUGCGCACGGAGGGAAGAAGCGGAAGCGGUCUUCUAGCGCAUCAGGUACAUCGUCCGCGUCACUAUGGAAGCGGAUGACCGAGCUAGAGAGCGACGCGGUGACGCACCGACGGACAGUCCUGGACAAGUGGUCCGCGAAGGUGCGCGGGUCGAACGCCACGACGGCGAACGCGCGCGGGAAGUUGAUGGGAGGAGGAUCCGCGCCGCAGGGGAUCUCGAGUGUGCUGGGGGCGCAAGUCGCGACCGAGACUGCCGCAGUGAAGCGCGCACGCACCGAGCACUCUUCCUCCUCUCCCGCUUCCUCGGCGCCCGUCUACGACGACACGGCCUUCUACCAGUCCCUGCUCCGCGAGCUCGUCGAGCAGCGCAUGGCCUCCUCGGACGCCAUCACCAACGGCCUGGACACCCUGCACCUGCAGCUUCCGUCCGCGGCGUCGGGCCGUCUGCACCCCGUGACCGGGAUGCGGAACGACAAGAACCGUCGGGAGGCGGUGGAUACGCGCGCCUCCAAGGGCCGCAAGAUGCGGUUCGAUGUCCAUGAGAAGCUCCAGAAUUUCAUGGCGCCCGAGGAUCGCGGCAAGUGGACGGGGAGUGCGCGCGAGGAGUUCUUUGCGUCGUUGUUGGGUCGGUCGGCGAGUGGGUUGUUGCGCGAGGGCGAUGAUGAGGAUGAGGAUGGAGAGGGCAGUGAUGAGGAUAGAGAGGAGGGAGGGUUGAAGCUUUUCCGGGGUUGAAGUUGAGAGAUUUGGGUGAGACUAGG
This is a messenger RNA of Aspergillus heteromorphus CBS 117.55, 1727 nucleotides long. RefSeq names its product AATF family protein. The record is from RefSeq and is a predicted model, not a curated record. The coding region runs from base 31 to 1701 and encodes 556 amino acids. Gene Ontology annotation, cellular component: nucleolus; nucleus. Gene Ontology annotation, biological process: maturation of SSU-rRNA from tricistronic rRNA transcript (SSU-rRNA, 5.8S rRNA, LSU-rRNA). NCBI's taxonomy places the organism in Eukaryota, Fungi, Ascomycota, Eurotiomycetes, Eurotiales, Aspergillaceae. The transcript is spliced from 3 exons.